AUGUCGAAUAAAAUUGCUGACUACGAUGCCAUUGUCGUCGGUGCUGGCUUCGGCGGUAUUCGAUCACUCUGGGAGCUUGGCCAGCUCAGUCUCAGUGUUAAAUGUUUUGAGGCAGGGUCAGACGUCGGCGGCGCGUGGUAUUGGAAUUGUUAUCCUGGGGCUCGCACCGAUAGCGAAGCAUGGGUAUAUGCCCUGAACUUUGCGCCGGGAGUAAAAGAAGAAUGGAAUUAUAGUGAACGGUACCCUUCCCAAAAAGAGGUACAGCAGUAUCUGGGCCGAAUUGUAGAUAAGUUCGACCUACGCAAACACAUUGACUUCGAUACACGUAUUAAAUCUGCUCAUUAUGAUGAUGAAAGGAGAAUUUGGACCGUCACAGCUGCAAAUGGAACUUCCGUAACUAGCCGCUACUUUUUACCUGCUACCGGACCUUUGUCGGUUGCAAAGGCACCGCCUUUUCCGGGGCUCAAAAAGUACACUGGAAAAUGGUACCAGGCAUCUAGUUGGCCACAAAAUGAUGUUGAUUUGCGCGGUAAGCGCAUUGCUGUUAUUGGUACUGGCGCCACAGGAGUCCAAAUCAUACCCAAGGUUGCUUCUGUUGCGAAGCAGUUAACGGUGUUUCAACGUUCACCACCCUACGUUCUUCCAGGACGCAACUACAUCAUUGAUGAAAAUCAGGCAGAGGAAAUAAAAAGAGAUUUUGAUUCCACUUUGCAAGCUGCAAGCGAUCAUAAAGCCGGGUUAGCAAUGAAACUGCCAGAAAGAACGGUGAAGGGGGUAGCAGACGCGGAAAAAAUCAGACAAAUAUUUGACGCUGGCUGGGAGUGCGGAGGUUUCCACUAUCAGUUUGAAACUUUUGAUGAUCUUUUCACAGACGCCGAGUCUAAUGAGGUUGCGUCUGAGUAUAUUCGUCAAAAAAUUCGUUCCAUCGUUCAUGACCCAGGCACAGCCGAACUCUUGUGUCCCAAAUAUCCCUUCCUUUCUAAGCGUCCGCCCUGUGGACACUUUUACUAUGAGGCCUAUAAUCGCUCCAAUGUCAAGUUGGUUGAUAUAAGCAAAGAGGAAAUAGAUCUAUAUGAAAAGGGCAUCAGGACCAUUUCCGGAGACGAAUACGAGUUUGACAUAAUAAUUUUCGCUAUUGGAUAUGAGGCUGCCACCGGCGCGCUUACCGAGAUAGAUGUGCGAGGCAGUCAGGGCAGAUCGUUGGGGGAGAAUUGGGCCAAAAGAAUAGACACAUUCGCUGGUGUUCUUGUGCCCGGCUUUCCCAAUUUGUUUUUGAUUUGUGGCCCACACAUACCGUUUGGAAAUAUGCCAGUUGUGGUUGAAAUACAGGUCAACUGGAUUGGUAAAACCAUCAAUUAUAUGGAAAAGAACAAACUUACCGGAAUCGAAGUUAAUACAGAAACUGUGGACGAAUGGUCUGUUCAGCUCGAAAAAACAUUCAAUGCUACAGUGUUUGCAGAAUCGUCCAAGGCAUCUCGCUCUUGGUUUGUUGGUGCAAAUAUACCCGGAAAGCCUCAAAACGUCCUUUUUUAUUUUGGCGGCGUCCCUGCUUGGGCUUCUAAGCUGGAGGAAGAGAGCACGUCGGAGUGGGCAAGCAUGAGGUUUUUCCUCUGA
Talaromyces proteolyticus is the source of this 1614-nucleotide messenger RNA. RefSeq names its product cyclohexanone monooxygenase. The record is from RefSeq and is a predicted model, not a curated record. The coding region runs from base 1 to 1614 and encodes 537 amino acids. NCBI's taxonomy places the organism in Eukaryota, Fungi, Ascomycota, Eurotiomycetes, Eurotiales, Trichocomaceae. The transcript has 2 exons. Gene Ontology annotation, molecular function: NADP binding; N,N-dimethylaniline monooxygenase activity; flavin adenine dinucleotide binding.